AUGGCAAUGGAGAAGAAACAUUCAAAACAAGGGAAGGAGCGCAACAAGACAUGGUUCUUCAAACCAAAAUCUGGGAGUGCCCUAGUCCUUCUGCUACUUCACCUAGAGUUACCUCAGAAACCCACAAGGCCAAAGCAUCAAUUCAGACCAAGAACAGCAACAAAGUUUUACCCAAUUGGUCACCAUAGGUGGUGUUUUGCUUCAAUGUUGUUCUAG
Prunus armeniaca (apricot) is the source of this 216-nucleotide messenger RNA. The record is from the annotation of a GenBank genome assembly. NCBI's taxonomy places the organism in Eukaryota, Viridiplantae, Streptophyta, Magnoliopsida, Rosales, Rosaceae.